UUUUCAGAUAAAAAAUAGGAGAAGUCAAAUGAAGACAUCGUAUUUUGCUCUGUGUUGUCUGACUGGAGGUGGACUUUUCCUCUCAGUGCGCCUUUGGUGCGAUCACUUGGUAAACAGCACCUUCUGAAUAGGAGCGCAUCACCGCUGCCGAGAAACGACUGGAGCACUGCAGCAGCAUCAGGCCUGCGGAGCCACAGGAAGCGUGUCAUCUCCAGACUGCUCGUUCUUUAAUGAUCCCCACUGCUGCUGAUGAGACCCGACAUAAUCCGGACCUGCCCAGAAUGCGCCAAUUACGUGCAAAAGACGUCUCAUCGCUCGUGCGUACUCGGGGCUACAUAUUGUGUUAAACCAGUCAGCUGACUAAAACCGGAUUUCUUAAUGAUGGUUGUUGCUCCGGCUGCUGCUGGAUGCCUCGUGGAGCGGGAUUAUUUUGAUUAGAAGAUCUCAGCAGAGCUCCCUCCUCCCUGCAUCAGUUCUCCUCAGUAGCACACACGGAAGCUCACUCUGGAGUUGUUUGUUUGCAGCAACGUUGUAAACAAACGAGGAGCUGUUCAGAUGAAAUCAGCCUCGCUGCUACAUCCCGGUUGAAGGCAAGUGCUUUUCUCUCCAUCUUCACCAGCUCGUGCCUUCAAUCAGCAAUGUGCUUGGGAAUCCCUCAGCUGCUUCUCCGUGCUCUUUUUUUGAACAUGGGCUCAUAGCAAACCUCUCCGGGAUUCAGCACAACUUUCAGCAUGUUGCUGCCUUCCUCCAGGUCAGGUGAUCACCUGCUGGAAACAUUACCUCACUGGAAUAAGAGUCAGAGAUGGGCCAUAUUUCUGUCUCUCUGGCUGGCGUUCCUCUGGCUACCAGAGACAGCAGGAUUUACACUAAACUGCCAUAAAAUGUGCAUCUGCGCCUCAAAUAUAGUUAGCUGCUCCAAGAUGAAUCUGUCCGUUGUCCCAACUGGUCUGCCACACUACACCACGGUACUGGAUCUCAGCUACAAUGAGAUAGUUCUGCUCCGAUCAGAGUGGACCUCGGUCAAGCUUCCCAAUCUCCAUAACCUCUUGCUCAACCACAAUAAUCUGCAUUUCCUCUCAUCAGAGGCGUUCACAUAUGUGAAGCACCUGCGAUACUUAGACCUGUCCUCCAACAAACUGCAGAUGCUAGACGAGUUCACUUUUGAGCCCUUGGUCAACCUGGAGAUCCUCCUGCUUUACAAUAAUCAGAUUUCACAGAUUGACCGCUCGGCCUUCAUUACCAUGAUCAACCUUCAGAAGCUGUACCUUAGCCAGAACAUGAUCUCCCGUUUUCCCGUGGAGCUGAUCAAGGAGAGAUCCCGCCUGGAGAAGCUCACCCUCUUGGAUGUGUCCUCCAACAAAAUCAAGGUUUUGCCCAUUGAUGAGCUCCGGACACUACCCGCCUGGAUUAAAAACGGCCUCUACUUCCACAACAACUCUUUGCUGUGUCACUGUGAUCUGUACACCCUCCUAGCUCACUGGGAAAUCCGAAAACUAAACCCUGUUUUGGACUUUAAAGACGACCACACGUGUAUUCUGCCUGGUCCACAGAAAACCCAAGUAGGUGUUUUUGAUCUCAGUGGUGAAAGCAUGAACUGCAGCACAUUCAAGGAGGAAGCUGAAGAGACUUAUCUGGAGCAAACAGUACACCUUAAGUGUGACACCAGACGCAGGAACAUGGUGAAGACGUGGCUGUUGCCUGGGAACGUGUUGGUUUCUCAUGGAAGCAACCAGUCAGCAACGGUCGAACCAGAUGGAAACCUAAAGAUAAGUCCGGUCCGGUCCGAGGACUCUGGAACCUACACAUGCUUUGCUAUGAGUGAGAACUUUAACGAGACCAUCUAUGUGGUGUUGAAGGUGCACAACUUCACCAUGCAUGGGUCUGGGGAGACGUUAAACACAGCUUACACCACCUUAGUAGGCUGCUUGGCAAGUGUGGUGCUGGUGCUGAUGUACCUUUACCUGACGCCAUGCCGCUGUUUCUGCUGCCCUAACAAGGGUAAGACUCGGGGUGAGGACAGCAUCCACUCCUCGAUGCUCAGCGUCACUCCAACCCAUGAGGACCCAGCGCUUAAAGCCGAGCUGAACAGGCACGUGGCGUUCAUGGACUCCAAAGACUCGCAGGGCCAGAAUGGCAAGCUGAAUCCCAACGGGGAUGAGGAUGAGGACGAUCAGGAUGCAGAAGCUGGUUCUCUAAUGAAGGGGAAGAGAAAGAAAUCAGUAGCAGAGUCCAUUAGCUCUGUCUUCUCAGACACUCCCAUGGUUGUUUGAGAUGAGAGAACGGAUGCAGCGUGACUUGCUGCAAAUGUGAGCCAUUAUUUAUUUAACGUAAACUCUGACUGUGACCUUGUGUGGGAAGCACACUGGACAGAUGUCCGUCUGCAGUUUCUGGCAAGUGGACCCUGAUAUCACAAAGGGAUUUCAAAACAAGAGCUGUCUUCUUGUCAAAAAAGGACACAAAGCAGGACUUUUCCAGCAUUUUAAUUUGUAGCAAUUACUACUCAUACUGUGAAGGGGCGGCAGCGUCAGAGGACAGUGGAAACAGAGAAUCUUAUGAGAGAAACUGGUAUGUAGUUAUCAGCAUUCAGGAAGUGUGAGACUUGAAAAAGAUUUGCAGAUUGAAAAUGGAUUUUGAGGAAAACCGGUCACAUCUGAUUUAACUUCAACCCCUUGGUAGACUGAUAAUUAUAUUUAUUACCUAGGAUUAGAACAGACUGUUGUAUCUUAGAGUGUAGAUACUUUUGCCUCUCCUCUGUCAGAGCAGACAUGGGGACUGAAUAUAAGCUCUGAAUAUAAGAGACGUUCACCUUGAGUUAUAUAAAGUAAAGCAGCAUGCCAUAAGGACCCCAUUAUAUGAGAUUCUUGGCUGAUAUUUGUGAUUAAGGCAAGGGAAAUAGGAACUUCUCCUAUCUCUAACAUAUAAAGAUGCUAACCAGUUCCUUUUUGUCUACUAUUUAACUCAUGGAACCAAACGCAGGCUCAAAAUUCAUUAAUUUGAACUCUCAUUUAUGCAUAUAGCUAGAGUUAGGGUUGGGGUUUGCAGCCUGGCACAAGUAGAAUAUGUGAACAUUCUCCACCAGAUACACAGAAGGUGUGAAGAAGUAUUUUGUUUGGACUGAUUAUCAACAUAUUGUCUGAAUUGUGUAUACAGACAAGUGCCAGAGUCUUUACAAGGACAAAUUGGGCUCUGGCUCAUGUCCACUGAGGCGCCACUUGCUGUUAAAUCUGCCUCUUGGCCAAGUAAUGUAAUCUCUUUCUGUCACCAGGGUGUUAAACUCUUAGCUACAGUGCAAAAAGCUCAAAGAUACAGAAAAGAUGCAUCUUUUUUUCACAGUUUGAAUAAAAAACUCAUAUUCAGACACCAUAGAUAAGGAGUGACGUUCAGUUUGAGAUCAUGCUUGUUGGAUGGUUCACAGCGUCACACUUGCUUUUAGAAGAUAAUGCGUUCUAUUUUAGCAGGAAAACAUUAGAGCAGGGCUAUUCAAUUCUUGGCCUCGAGGGCACGUUUUAGCUUUAACCCUGCUUCAACACACCUGAUUUCAAUCAGCAGGUGAUUAACAGGCUUCUGCGGGGCCUGAUGAGCUGCUGCACAGGUGAUUCAACCACUGAAUCAAAUGUGUUGGAGCAGAGAAACCACUAAAAUGUGCUGGAUGCCUGGAAUUUAAUAGCCCUGCAUUAGUCUGAGUAAUCUUAAAAACCUUAAUGGUAUCUUGUUGGAAUAAGCUUAUAAAUAAUAAUGAUAAGACUGUCCAUUACUGAUAAGAAAGCCGCUUUCAGCAUUGUAGCCUCUGACAGGAAAUUUGGAGCAACAUGCGAAAUGAUAUUUUUUUAUGGUUCUUUGUAUCAAUACUGUAGAACUAACUGACCAUGCAAGACGCCUGGUGUGCUGUGCAUAUUCUAAUCACAAUGUUCAAACAAGAGCACCUUGGCAUAAGCCAUUAAACUGUGCGGUGUUCGUAUCACAAUACAACAAGUCCGCCCUGACGUAAAUGCUUAUUGCACUUUUUGAUAGGAGGUAGCUUCUCUUUGCUUUUCUUGUCUGUGACUGUCUGAGCUGGAGAGGAUUGAUGUGUUACCGUGAGUCACGGCGACACAAAGGCAUUUUCUCUGGCUCCGUGUAUACCGACAGCAACCGGUUCAGCCCAGAUGUGUUCACUUUUGUUUGCGUUACUCUGUCACCACGAAGCCGCACUUCUUAAGUUCAAAAGCCAUCAUUCAGCCAGGAAAUAAAUGCGAUGCCCUUUAAGCAGCCUGCAAUUUGUUGAUGAGGGAAACGCCUGAAGCUUUUAUUGAACAUUUUCACUCCAAAUGAGUCACACAGUUGGAAAGUACUUCACAAUCUGUGAAUAUGAUAUGCCUUCGAUCAAAAGUUUCAAGAAACACACAAAAAAAAUCUCAAAAUUUUCAAUUAAUCAGCUUUAAAGGCAAAUUUACACAUUUCUAGGUGCAAUGGGGGGGGGGGGGGGGGGGUACGCUAUAAAGAUGUGGUGGAAAAUUCACAACCGUUGUUGUGCACCACAGCAUCUCCUGUGUGGGUGGGAAAAGGAAGUCACACUUGUCAGAGAGGUGGAGUGUGAAUCAUUUCACUCUGUCACACAUCGAAAUACCAGGUGGGGAAACAGACAGCAGCAAAAAAUACCAAGAGACAUUUAAAUAAAGCCGCAUUUAGCUUCAUUAGCACGCACGAUUGCAUUUGUCCAUGAACAUGUCUUGUGUAAAAGGGGUUUUAGCUUUACAGGUUUAUUAUAUGUGCAAGUCCCCUCAUCAGAUUUCAAGCUGUGGUCAGCUGAAGUCACAGACGGUGUCUGUGGAGCAGCACGGUAAAUUGUGUGGAGGUGUGUUUUCCUGCAAGAGCACAGUGUCCAUCUUACUAAAUCUGCUGUGGCUGCAGUGGUCUCCUCUGUGUUGUCACUCACUGAUACAUGUUGUUGUUCUGUAUAGUGAUGAAUUAUUGCAAAGAUCCUAACAUAGAGGAAAAGACUGGCUUAGUUCCCUCCAAAAUGAUCCAGCGUUCCUGUAUAUCUACAUUAACAAUAUAUAUAUAUAAAUGUAUUGAUACUCACUGUGUUUAGUACUGAUUAACUGUUCUACCAGUGUACUGACUGUAUUCUUGUAUUCUAAUAUUGUUCAUUUUGCAUUUUGUCCACUUCUGUGCUUCAGUCAGUUGUUUAAACAUCCAAGUCUUAUUAUAAAUGUCAUUUUUAAGCAGGGUGGGCCGGGGCCUGCUUUAUUUAUAGGAAGAACAUGGUUGAACGGUGAAUAUGAAUGAAAAACUGCAUGCAUAGAGACAGUUUUUAAACAAAUGAGGAUGAUGCAUUCCAAAUGGCAGUGAGUACCGUAUGUAGCCUAAGCCGCUGGAUCUAUUCAGUCAGUAUUAGAUGUUGAUCUAAAAGCCAUAAGCAAUGUAAACACAGUGCUUUACCAGAUUGUUAUGUCAGAUUGGAGAAAUGAGAGAUCUCUUGUGAGUUCCAUAAGUUUGUAUUGCUUCAUUAGACUUCUCAGGAUUAUGUCAGUUCUACUGUAAAUGAAUAAAUUCAGAUGUAUCAGAUCUGUGAUUUUUAGAUCAGUGCUCUUUGCCCCCCAUUCUGCUCUAAAAGAGAAGACAACCAGGCACUCUUGGUUCUCCAGCUAUAUUUCCACUCAAAGCUAUUAGAGAAGCAACCAUGAGGUGAUAAGGUGAAAAAGAAAAUGCUUUCUGCUUUCACAGAGAGCUACCAUGUGUGUCCACGGGACACAAAGGGAGUUUUAAAAGCAGAGCGUUUAUUGGCUAUAACUUCAAGGCUGAGACUCUCGGUCGUUGCUGUAAAACAGAAAGGCCUCACGGCUUAAGAAUUAUGGCUUUGCAUGGUAUGCUUAAAGGCUUCUGUGGCUGCAUGAUGGGUGCAAACCACUAGGCAUUAAGUACAAAUAUAUACGAUCCUUUUAACAAAUAAAAACAAAGUAAUGUUUGUGUUGUCUUGAUUUUUAUUGCCUUAAAUCAGCACUAUCUUAAUAGUAUUGUGCAAUGAUGACAACUAGAAAUACAGAAAUGUGUUAAACUCGUUUCCCCAUAACAUGUUUCUUUCAAAUCUAUUUAUUUUACUACUUUACCUGUUUUACAGAUUUGAAUAAUUUGAAUCUUCAUGUGAUUUUAGAGUUAAUUUAUGAGUUACUGCCAUCUUGUGGCACAUGAAGGCAGUGCAAUACAGUAAUCAUAACAAAUGGCUUUGCAAAUGUUUAUGCAAUGGAAAAAGGUAAAAGGCAAUAGAUAGGUGUAUGUUUUUGAUAGAUAUGAUUCUGACUAAUACCCAUGCACCUGCUCUGUGCACGCUCCAGACACAGGAGGAACAAGUUCAAAUGGCCUGUGUUAGGAAAUGGGACUCUUCAUUUAGUAGUUUGGAACAAUUAAAAUUAUAAAAAACUGGAGAAUUAGAAGGUGACUCAUAACUACAUAACACUUAAACUCACCUGAGAGACAUGAAUGCGUGCAUCAAAAAUAACAUAGCAACUUGUUUAUUUUUGACCAGUUUAUUUGAGGUUGUUUGUUAGCAAGCUAAUUACAACUGCUUUAAUACAAUAACGGAGAACCAUUAGUCAAAUAUUAAAAAUUAAACAAUAUAAAGACUAAGCCAAACUCUUGUCUGUUUUUUAUAAUUAAUACAGAUAUGGCUCAUUAACACACACCUAUAGUUUUUUUAUUGAAUAUUUCACAUCAGGACAUUAGUGUGUAGGUUUAUCAAAAGGCUUUUAUUAUUUUAUUUUUUUGUAAAUCUGUGACUAAAUCAUGCACACUAUUUUGACAAAGGUACAUCCACCAGAACCAGAAUCCAGUCUCACUUGUGAGAUUUUAACUGAACCACCAGGUAGAUCUAGGAAAAAAAAAACAACAAAAAAACACAA
This is a messenger RNA of Nothobranchius furzeri (turquoise killifish), 6878 nucleotides long. NCBI's taxonomy places the organism in Eukaryota, Metazoa, Chordata, Actinopteri, Cyprinodontiformes, Nothobranchiidae. The record is from RefSeq and is a predicted model, not a curated record.